AUGAGUCCGGCAGAGCACAAGUUCAAGUUGCGCGUGGGCCAGCGGAGGCAAAAGCUUUGCCUCCAGGGUGGUUGCGUGGAACUUAGCGAGAUAACUGGCCGGUCCAUCGUCAACGAAAGAUUGCAAGGCAAGCGCAACGUCCCUCGGCGGCUGCAGAAGAAGCUGCGGCUGGAAGAGCUACUUGAAAAGCUGAUGCCGCUGCAAGCUUUCAGGUGGCUGUGGGGUGUGCGCUCCGACGACGAGGAGACUUUGCGACAGCUGCGACAGGAGAGUGCCGAGCUGAACUUCAUGCUAGGCCUGGCCUGCUGGUCCAGCUUAGUUGCCCCUCCCUCCGCCCUGCAUCUCUCUGUGCCUGUGGCGAUCCUGUUCCUCCUGGUCUUCUCGGAUAAGCUGAUCACCGUGCUCUUGCAUUACGUGAUUCUGCCCUUGAGCUUCGCUGGCUUGCUGUCCUGCUGGGCGACUUCUACAUUCGCGUCCUCGGUGACGUCUCUGGCUGCUGUCGUGGUCAUUGUUGGUCGGCUAAGACUUUGUGGUGACCUACCUCUUCUUCUUCUUUUCUUCUUCUUCCUCUUCCUGGUUGACCUUUGUGGGGUGAUCUUUCUGGACGUCCUCUUCGUGACCUUGUACUUCUGGGGUGUCUUCCUGGAGUUGCGAUGGACAAUCUCGAGACUCAACCGGAUGAUUUGGAGGAGAUGCAAGUUGAGCCAGGUCGUGCAUGUGGUACGACCGGUGCCCGACUCCGACGAGGAUGAGGACAGCCCUUCCAAGCGCCCACAGAUUGGGGAGGAGAAGCCACUCACAGCUCGUGAACUUCGUGAGCUCCUCUUUGGUCAUGUGCAUGAAAUGAAGUCUGCCUGGCACUCCUUUCAAGGUCGUCUCGAGAAUGUCGAACGCGAACAGGGUAAGACCACCUUUGAAGUUUGUAACCUUCAAGCUAGAACUCGUGUGCUCGAGAAGGACCUGGGGCAGCAGCGGCAAACCUCGACCGCCCACGCUACGGCUCUUGAAAGCCUCACAGCUGAUGUGAAGAAUUUGAGGGUGAAGCUUGAUGAUCUUAGUGCACGAGGGUCCCCCGCUGUCGCUGGAUCUGGACCUCCUGGUGAUGCCGCUCCAGCUGGUGAUCCUUGGGCUGAAUAUCUUAGACAUCAUCCUUCUGGUCGUCCUGCUCCCGCUGGAAACGAUGGCAAAGAUGGAGGUGCCCGAGCCUCUGGCUCUUCAGCUGAUGAUAGGGGUGAUGCCUUGUCCGAGGACGACAAACGAACAUUGGUUGUCGGCGGUUGGCUCCAGGACACCAAACGCAGCAUCAUCGAGGAAGAAUCUGCGGCGAUUCUCAAUCUGCCGGAGGUAAAGAACCUUGUUGACAGCGAAAAGCUUCUGAUCUUUGGGCCGAGGCGAUCGGUUGGCAUGCUGCGAUUCUCUGUUCGAGAUGGGGAAGACUUCCAAGGGAUGAAAACUCGCAUGUGGGAACUCGUUCGUGCUCUGGGACGCAUUAAGCACAUCCUUCCCAGCACCAAAGCAUCUGGUGAAGAGAAGACUAUGUGGGCUUCGUUUGUGAAGACAAAAAACGCGAGGCUGCGAAGUUCACAUGUCAGCUUGACACGUCGAGUUGUUAUUUCCCUUACGAAAGAUGGCGGUCAUCCCAAUGGCCCAAACACCCUGAUCGGGGCGUAUGACUGCGAUUGGAACAUGGGGACAAUUUGGAAUGGGUGUGAAAAACUCGCCAGCUCAACCCAUCGAAAGCCUGCUAAGACUGAGGAUGAGUUCGUUGUCAUGAGCGGGGGAUGGAUCAAUGUCUCAGCUGUUGCCAGAGUUGCCGGAUGCUCCACGGAUGAUGCCCGUGGAGCUUUCGAACGUGAGCUGAAGUUGCUCGUGAUGAUCCUGGGUGGAACUGCUAUGACAGCGAUGAGUUUCACUGGAUUGUUCAUCGUGACCCUCGUCAGUGGAGGGGCUGCAGCACAAGAGUUCGCGAAACUCUGCCCCCGGAAGUAUCGUCAUUUGCCUGUCGUUUGCGGGGUUGACGCCAACGAAGUUCCGCACUGGGACCUUGGGGAGGAUGGUCAGCUCGCUAUAGGUACGUGCAGUUCAAACCUCAAUGUGCUCAUUCAUGGGCAGAUUGACAUGAUGUUCUCUCGGCACAUCCACAUUCAGCCGCUGAUGUUUGAACCUGACCGGAGGCACCUGAUUGGCACAGACCACGCCAUCGUCCUGGGUGGGUUGCCGGACAUCGAGAUAGUUGAUGAGGAUGAUCUCAUUGAGAUUGCCUCCAAGUGUACGAAGCCGAGGCGCUCGCAAAGGUAUCGUGAUAGUGAUGAGGUGAAGAAUGCAAUUGUUGCAGCUCGUAGCAGCAUGCUUCCUGCGGACUGGAAGCGGGUUCACCGCCUCCGCAAGCAGGAGCGUAGGCACUGGUCCCAGGCUCGACUUGCCAAGAUCCUCAAUGGCGACUGGGAUCAAUACCGCACGUUGCAAAACGAGAAGAAGCGACGACGUGGGUGGUGGGGUGACCUUCUUGAAGCUAAUGGUUCGUCUGAGCUGGCACAGAAGAUUACCAGCCACCUUGAAGAGAAAAUGCUCCACCCCUCAAAGACCUCGGCCGAAUGGGAGGAGGAGCUUCAUGACCUCAUCGGCUCCGCUGCUGAGGAUGACUUGUUUGUUCCGUUCACUCUCUUGGACGUUCGCACGGAGCUACAGGGCAUGAAAUGUCGCAGUGCUGUUGGUCCUGAUGGUAUUGGGGUCCACCUUCUCCGUGAAAUAGCCAGUCAUGACUUGCUGGGGCCCCGUCUUCUCAAUCUCGUGAACUUCAUUGUUGAGAGUCGCCAGUUGCCGCAUAGCUGGGAGAAAUCGUUCCUUGCGUUACUCGCCAAGUGUAAGGUCCCCAAGGAUGUGGGUGACUUGAGGCCGAUCUGUGUGUCAUCUGCCUUUCACAAGCUCGUCAAUCGCCUCGUAUGUGCACGUGCCCUGCCCAUUAUGAGACGUGGCUCCAAGAUCAGUUGCUGCGGAAAGGGUCGCCAGGCGGCCGACCUCAUCGGUGCCAUCAGUCGACUUCGAGAUAUCACCAAGGAAUGGCGCCACCCUCUCAUUCUGUGCAAGCUCGACGUCGCUGGGGCCUUUGAUAAGAUAGACCGAAGAAAAGUCGCUGAGCUUUUACUCGCCAGACUCAAGAACCGUGGGGUGAGCUUUGAACUUCGCUAUCUUCUGGCUCAGCUUGCGACGCACCAGUUGGUUGGCCAGGCUCCUGGAGGUCAGAUUGUUUCGCUGCGUCCUGAUAAUGGGAUCAAACAAGGUGCUCCUGAGAGUGCCGAACUGUUUGGACUCGUUGUUGACAGUAUUCUUUCCGAACUCGUCUUCUGCAAGAGAUGGGGUGACCUUGGCCAGCCGAUUGAGGGGCUUGACAUUGACCUGCUGUUCUAUCAGGAUGAUGUGUUCCUGGUUGAAACUCAGUUUGCCCGUCUUUGUCGCCGUAUUGGCAUUGUUGAUCGCUGCUUUCGGCAAGCUGGCCUCACGCUCGCAAAGUCGAAGACCAAGAUCGUUGCCAAUGACCAUUAUCUUGGCGCUCGUCGGGCAAAAGUUGGGGAUGACUUGUUUGUGAUCGCGCCGCGGGGUGAGUCUCUCAAGGUUCUUGGCAUCGCUUUCUCCCUGUCACAUGAUGCUUCAGAACAGGCCAAGGAACUAAUUAGUCGCACUCGUGACGCCGCGGCAGCUCAUAAAGACAUCUUGAAUGCCCCUGGACCCUGGCUUCACAAAGUGAACAUCAUGAAGACUCUGCUGGAAUCCCAGUUUGCGUGGACUGGAGGAGCAAUCCAUUGGAGUAAAGAUGACCUGCAUUGCAUGAAUGUCCUACAGCUCCAUACUUGUAGGUCAGCAUUUGGUCUUCGACGAGCUCCCGGAGAAAACUGGGUCCAAUGGAAUCAACGUAGCCUUCGGUUUGUUCGUGCUUGGCUUCACCGACAGGGGGUGCAUAGGUGGUCUGCUCGUGUCCUCACUCUUCAGCAUACACUACACGGUCAUUGGGCGCGCCGCACCGAGGUUGUUCGUGGUUCUGCACGUGCCUGUGCACCGAUGAGGGCCGUCAUGUGGCGCAACACUUACUGGUGGCGUGAACAACAAGCGCUAGACAGAGCUUCUUCGCUUCGGCAUCCACAACAAUUCUACGCUUCCAAUGUGGAGCGCCAACUUGCUCAAAGCAAUGGCAACCUGUGGUACGUUGCUGCUCAAGACCGCCAGACUUGGGCCGCCGAGCGAGUAAAAUAUAUCGAAGAAUGGGAUGUGAGAUGGUGCAAUGGUCGACAACUCUCCCUUCGCAUGUAG
Messenger RNA from Symbiodinium sp. CCMP2592, 4305 nucleotides. The record is from the annotation of a GenBank genome assembly. Lineage: Eukaryota; Dinophyceae; Suessiales; Symbiodiniaceae.